Messenger RNA from Passer montanus (Eurasian tree sparrow), 2498 nucleotides. RefSeq names its product solute carrier family 39 member 11 (gene SLC39A11). Lineage: Eukaryota; Metazoa; Chordata; Aves; Passeriformes; Passeridae. Gene Ontology annotation, cellular component: membrane. The record is from RefSeq and is a predicted model, not a curated record. Gene Ontology annotation, biological process: zinc ion transmembrane transport. Bases 65 to 1096 code for a protein of 343 amino acids. The transcript has 10 exons. Gene Ontology annotation, molecular function: zinc ion transmembrane transporter activity.
CUGCGGGCACGUGUGCGCACCCGGAAGCGGCGGCGGGACCGGCCCGGCCCGGGCGCAGGCCAGCAUGAUCCCGGGGCUGGGCCCGGUGCUGCAGGCGCUGCUGGGGACUCUGCUCACCUGGGCGCUGACGGCGGCCGGAUCAGCGCUGGUGUUCGUGUUCUCCAGCGGGCAGAGGCGGAUCCUCGAUGGGAGCCUGGGCUUCGCUGCAGGGGUGAUGCUGGCAGCGUCCUACUGGUCCCUGCUGGCCCCAGCCAUCGAGCUGGCCCAGGAAUCUGGGACCUUUGGGGCCUUCUCCUUCUUCCCAGUGGCUGCUGGCUUUGCCCUGGGGGCAGCGUUCGUGUUCGGGGCCGACCUGCUGCUGCCAGAGCUGGGGUUCCCUGGCCCUUCCCACGCCGCCCUGGCCCUGGGCUGUGAGCAGCGAGCCCUGAAGGAGAAGCAGGAGCAGGAGCAGGCCCCAGGCUGGGAUUGCAGCAGCAGCGAGCUGGCCAUCAGGAUAGGUAGAGCUGGGCUGCAGCCAGACAAGGCUGAGAACGGGGAGCCCUACCAGAGGAGGAGAGGAGCAGGGCCCCCCGUGCCCGAGAGCCCCCCAGCAUUCCUGGCACCCCAGGACGGAGCCCCCCUGGCCAGGAGCAGCAGCUGGAGGAGGAUUUUGCUGAUGAUCCUGGCUAUCACCAUCCACAACAUCCCAGAGGGCCUGGCAGUGGGAGUUGGCUUCGGGGCAGUUGGGAAAUCCGACUCUGCCACAUUCCAAAGUGCCAGGAACUUAGCCAUUGGGAUUGGGAUCCAGAACUUCCCAGAGGGCCUGGCUGUCAGCCUGCCCCUGCGUGGCGCUGGAUUUUCCACGUGGAAAGCCUUCUGGUACGGGCAGCUGAGCGGGAUGGUGGAGCCCCUGGCCGGGGUUCUGGGCGCCUUUGCCGUGCUGCUGGCGGAGCCGCUCCUGCCCUACGCGCUGGGAUUCGCUGCUGGAGCCAUGGUCUACGUGGUGAUGGACGACAUCAUUCCCGAGGCACAGACCAGUGGCAACGGGAAGCUGGCAUCCUGGACCUCCAUCCUGGGAUUUGUGGUGAUGAUGUCCCUGGAUGUGGGGCUGGGGUAGGGCAGAGCUGCGUGCCCAGGAGGAGACAGCAGAGCCCCGCGCCGCGGGAUCGGGAGCCGGCCGUGCCGCGGCCCCGGACUGGAUCUGUACAUAGAUUUUUGGGAUCUGGUUUGGUGUUGAUUUCCUCUGAUUUUGUAUCUCCCUCUCCCCUCCCAGUUCCUGGCGAUGGUUUCCAAGCACAAAUAUGGGUGGGUCCUCCCAGAUCCUGGUUUGGUUUUCCUCUUGGAAGGGGCCUUGGAUGACGCUGGGCUGGUUUCUCCAAGGAAAAACAUUUGGGAUUUUGAUCCUCUCUGCUCUGUCAGAGGUUGGGAAUUCCCUGUCCCGUGUGGAGGCUAGAAAUGGAAUAAGCUCCUUAUGGAGUGUGGAAUUGCACCCUUUUUUGGGAGGUUGAAGGUAUGAGGACUGUGAUAAGCCAUGGGAUCACAGGUCUUCCACAUCCUGCUGCUCCUUGGGAAUGCUGCAGGAAUUGCUUUGGAUGCAUGGGAUAGUCCAGGCAAAUAAAGAUGAAUUUUCUUGGGAUCUCUGCAAGAGGGAAAUGUCAUUUUUUUCCUAAAUGUAUCUCCGAGGGGCACUGCUCCAGUGUGCUGUGUCCAAUGCUCCGGGGUUUUCUGUGGGAAAAACACCAGGAAAGGAGGUUUGAGUGUUUUCCAUGCAAUUCCAUGUGGAGCUGCCGGGCCUUCCCAAGGGAUUCUGGAUUUCAGCUGCUGCUGGCAGUGAUCAGAACUCCCUGAAGGGCCAAGCCAGGGUUCUCCUGCUCACCCUUCACCUGCAGGAAGGGCAGGAGCUGAGCCACCACCGGAGCAUUCCGGGAUGAAUGAACGAGUUAAUUAAUCCCUCAGGAUGAAUCAAUUAUCCCACCUGGAGAGCCACGACCACGCAUGGACAUUCCUGCCUCUUCUCCUGAUGCUUCCCAAGCAUUUCUUGUGGAAUGGCUCUUCCUGAGCCCUGAGGGUCGAUGCAGGCUGAGGAGUGAAUCCAUCCCUGUGCCCAGGGAGGAGGGAAUUGCCAGGCUUGGGAGGAUGCUGCAAAUCCCAGCUCGCCCUCGCUCUGAUCUCCAGCACAAAGGGCUUCCCCAAACCCUGCUGUGGGGUCACCUGGCUGCCUCCUGCUCUGUCCCUCUGGAAGUGGGGCCGGGAUGUCCCAGACCUGCCUUCGGUCCCACCGGAGCCAAAGGGAACAGGUUGGAAUAAACUGAGCUCUCCAUUUUGUUUUGUCCUUGUUUUUUUGGAUGGAUUUCCUUUGAGUGUCCCUCUGGAUGAUCCCAAGCUCCUGUUUGCCGAUGGGUUUGACCUUUUAACUGUGAUUGCUUUCAAUAAAUGGGAAUUGGAGUUUGCACGGAGUUGUUUUGGUGCCAUAAAUCUGGAUUUGCUCCUCCUCCCUCCACUCUGCUGGGUUUCCUUCC